This is a messenger RNA of Bacillus rossius redtenbacheri, 1636 nucleotides long. RefSeq names its product very-long-chain (3R)-3-hydroxyacyl-CoA dehydratase (gene Hacd2). NCBI's taxonomy places the organism in Eukaryota, Metazoa, Arthropoda, Insecta, Phasmatodea, Bacillidae. The transcript is spliced from 11 exons. Gene Ontology annotation, molecular function: 3-hydroxyacyl-CoA dehydratase activity. The coding region runs from base 251 to 1276 and encodes 341 amino acids. The record is from RefSeq and is a predicted model, not a curated record. Gene Ontology annotation, biological process: fatty acid elongation; very long-chain fatty acid biosynthetic process; sphingolipid biosynthetic process. Gene Ontology annotation, cellular component: endoplasmic reticulum membrane.
UCUAUGAUAGUGACUUCGCAACAUCAACAAACACGCUAAUCUGAAACAAUCAACAUACAUUAAUCGGCUAAUUCUUUCGAAUUUAUUACUUGAUUUGUGAUUAUAUUGAUUUAUGUCAAUUUCGAUUUUACUAUGGUUGUGUAGAUUUAUUUCAUUGCUACUUGUGACAAAUUUAUCUUAUGUUGUGAGUUAUACAUAUAGAUAAAGUACUGUAAUUACAAGUUUAUUCAUCACGUAACGUUGAUCUAAAAUGCCGGAGGUCUUGAGUCCAUUUGUUUACUGGGCGCAGACAGAAAAUAACCUCACCCUAAAAGUUGAUUUGAAGGACGUGAAGGAUCCUGAUGUGGUUCUGGAGGAUGAAGAGAUCCGUUUCGGAGCUCAUGGUUAUGGAGCCCGUGGUUUGAAUAAAUAUUCUUUCGCCCUGCAUUUCCAUUCUGCAAUCAACCCAAAGGAAUGUCAGGUCAAGGUGUCCGGUAGAAAUGUUGAGUUUGUGCUGAAGAAGAAAGAAGUAGGUUGGUGGCCUCGUAUCACUGGAACGCCACAGAAACCUGCGUGGUUGAAGAUUGACUUUGACCGCUGGAAGUCUGAAGAUGACGUUAAUGAAGACGAAGCGAGGGAUAUUGUAGAAGACUAUCCAAAUUUAUAUGACAAACUGCUGAAAGAUGAGUUGGGUUACAGAAAAGAAGACUUCAAGAAAGUCUAUAUGAUUUUGUAUAACUUGGUGCAGUUUGUUGGAUUUUCCUACAUAUUGAUCGUCAUGGGAAUCCGGUACUACAGGGACGGGCCAGACUCCAUGGAAGGCACGUAUGAAGCAGUCGGGGAUCCGAUGAAAUUCUGUCAGCUGCUGCAGUUCUUGGAAGUGAUGCACCCAAUUUUCGGGUACACUAAAGGGAGUGCUCUUGUUCCAGCUCUUCAGGUUACAGGACGAGCAAUCAUACUUUUCUGUAUGAUUGAAAGUGAGCCACGCAUACAAGACAAACCAGUCGUCUUUUAUUUGUUCCUUGUGUGGGCAGUUGUUGAAAUUUUCAGGUACCCGUACUACAUCACACAAGUGUACAAAAUCAACAUCAGAAUACUAACAUGGCUGCGGUACACCAUGUGGAUUCCACUGUACCCCCUGGGAUUUCUCUGCGAAGGAGUUAUCGUCCUGAGGAACAUUCCGUAUUUUGAAGAGACGCAGAGGUUCACCGUUUCUUUGCCGAAUUCGUGGAACUUUGCAUUCCACUUCCCGACUGUCAUGAGGUUGUACCUGCUGUUCCUUUUCUUCCCAGUGUGAUGGAGCACCAGCUCACUACGCCCUCUGUGUUCGUGACCACCUGAACAGAGCAUUUGGACAGCGGUGGAUAGGACGGGGUGGUCCCAUUGCCUGGCCACCGCGUUCCCCUGACCUCUCGCCUUUGGACUUCUACCUUUGGGGCCAUGUGAAGUCCCUUGUGUAUGCCACUCCUGUGCAUACCAGGGAUGAACUGGUGGGCAGGAUGCAUGCUGCGUUUCAGACCAUAGGAAACACACCAGCUGUCUUCGCCGAUGUGCGACGCAACCUGUAACGGCACUGCACUGCAUGUAUCGGGUGUGGUGGAGGACAUUUUGAGCAGCAAAUGUAAAGCGUACAAAUAAACCUGCAUAAAUACAGAUA